Molecule: messenger RNA, 2166 nt
Organism: Elaeis guineensis (African oil palm)
Lineage: Eukaryota; Viridiplantae; Streptophyta; Magnoliopsida; Arecales; Arecaceae
Product: protein EDS1B
Biological process (GO): lipid metabolic process; defense response
Source: RefSeq, a predicted model, not a curated record
AAUCCUUCUUUGGCGCGAAAGAUACACCCCCCUCCCCGACACCGGCAUCCGGAGGACUAGCGGAAGACGGGAAAUACAUAAAACAUCGAGCCCCGUCAUCACCAACCGAGCGAGGCCAUGGCGUCGGGAGAGGGCCUAACGGCGAUGAGAGAUGAGGAGAAGGCGCUCGUCGCGCUCUGUUGCUCCGUCUCCAUGUCCGCCCACCGCUCCCCUUCCUCCCAUUUCCUUCUCCGGACCGUUUCUCAUCCUUUCCCCUCCGCUGUCUUCGCCUUCCCGGCGUCCUGGUCCGUCGACGACUGGAUUCUCGCCGGCGAAUGGGGAGGCCCCUUCGGGGAGUCGGAGAUCGACGCUUGUUUGUUCCCUUCUCUCAGGAGCGUCGGCAACGACGUGGCUGCUCGUGUGAAUAGGGCUUUCUUGCGAUCCUUCCAAAGGCUUCUCAAGGACUCUAGGCUCCAAGCUGAGGUUCAUAGAGCUUUAGCUGAGAAGAAGCGAAUAGUGUUCACCGGGCAUUCUUCAGGAGGUUCUGUUUCAGUGCUUGCAGCAAUCUGGCUUCUUGAACAAUUCUUCAAGUCUGACAAUAAAGAUCAAGUUUUUCCUUUUUGUGUGACUUUUGGGUCUCCCCUAGUUGGUGACAGGGUUUUCAGCCAUGCUCUCCAGCGCCAAGAUUGGUCUUGCUGCUUCUUACAUUUUGUCAGCACAGUGGAUGUCAUUCCACGUAGCUUGCUAGCCCCUCUGUCAUCCUUUAAGCAAGAAUUUCAGGCCAUUCUGCAUUUCUUAUGCCCAAAAUCACUGUGUUUCAGUCUGAACACCAUUGGAGAACCUCUCGUCAUUUUUUUCUAUAGCACUGUGUUGAGGAAUGCUCUGUCCAUUUCGUGCCAUCGUGCCUGUUUGUCCAUGGGCUGUACAAACCCGUUGCUGGAAGUCAUACCUGGAUUCGUGAAACUUUCUCCAUACAGACCCUUUGGAACUUACGUUUUCUGUAGCGAUAAUGGGCUAGUCAGUUUGAAGAAUCCAGAUGCUAUUUUACAAGUGCUAUGUUACAGUUUUCAGCUAACUUCCAAAGAGGACUUAAGUGAGGUUGCAUACAGAUGUUUAGAGGAGCAUCUGCUCUAUGAGCCAAAGAUCAAAAAGUGCUUAGCUAUGCAAGAUGUAGUUUCCAUGGACGGCUUGGAAGUGAUUCCACUGUGCUUGAAUGAUGGCAUAAGUGAUGAGAUGCAAUCAAUUGAAACAAUGUUAGAAGAUCUUCAGUUGAGCGUGGAAGCUAGGCUUUGUCUACGUGCAGCAGGAGAAUGGGAGAACCAAAGACUCAGGAACCAGGCCAAGAUUGAUGCCAACUAUAGCAAGAUUCAAGAAGCUCUUAGGUCCCUUAGCGACUAUCGUGCGACAUGUGAAAUACGCGGAUUGGGUUACUAUGACACCUUCAAACUUCAGAAGGACAAAGAAGACUUCGAUGCUAAUGUCAGGAGACUUGAGCUUGCAGGGCUCUGGGAUGAGAUUGUUGAAAUGCUGAGAAGGUACGAACUUCCUGACAACUUUGAGGGACGGACUGAUUGGGUGGACCUGGGCACAAGUUACCGUUGCUUAGUUGAGCCAUUGGACAUUGCCAACUACUACAGGCAUGCAAAGAAUGAGGACACAGGGCCUUACAUGGUGAAAGGCAGGCCAAGACGCUACAAGUACACCCAAAGAUGGCUUGAGCAGGCACACCGAAUGCCUGCAUGGUCCAGCAUGGAAUCAUGUUUCUGGGCAGUAGUUGAAGAACUUUGUAUUGACAGCAGCAGCAGCAGCAGGCCCUUCGAAGAAAUGAAGGACAAGGUAUUGGAACUUGAAAAGGAGGCAUCGAUGUGGCUUUCUUCUGGGAAGCUGGGUAAGGAUGUGUUGCUUGAGGAGUCCACUUUUGUUAAGUGGUGGAAGACCCUGCCGAUACAACACCGACUGGGGUCCUGUAUUUCGAGCUUUAUGAAUGGCGAGAAUAUGGCUGGAAGGUAGAUCAGCACUUCUGAAACCUGGAGGAAGUGGCGGCAUGAUAGAAUAAAAUACACCUACCGUGUUGAUGGUCGCACGAGCUAUUUUGCUUCAUUUGUGUUUUGGUAGAACAUUGUAUGUGAAAUAUAAUCCUAACGGAUGAAGUAUCAAUUUCCAAAUAAGAAUGCCAUUGCUUGCCAA